Messenger RNA from Etheostoma cragini (Arkansas darter), 405 nucleotides. RefSeq names its product stabilin-2-like. The transcript has 2 exons. The record is from RefSeq and is a predicted model, not a curated record. The annotation marks the transcript as partial. Lineage: Eukaryota; Metazoa; Chordata; Actinopteri; Perciformes; Percidae.
CCCUGUCUCUCAGAGUUACCUGAGUGCGUGUCUGUCCCCUGUCUCUCAGAGUUACCUGAGUGUGUGUCUGUCCCCUGUCUCUCAGAGUUACCUGAGUGUGCGUCCCUCGUUUGUCCCCUGAACUCCCGCUGUAUGGAAGAAGCCCUGACGGGACAGCUGGUGUGUCAGUGUCGCCCUGGUUACCAGAAAUCAGGAUCUCAGUGCGUGUCCAUCAACCCGUGUCUCCGGCAGGUUUGCCACGUCCAGGCGUCCUGUGUCCACACCGGUCCCAACCAGCACACCUGUGUCUGUAACCAUGGUUACAGCGGUGACGGACGGGUGUGCAUGGCCGUCGACCCGUGUCAGAGCGGACGGGGGGGCUGCUCCGCCGAGACGGCGCGCUGCGUUUACGACGGCCCCGGGACG